Messenger RNA from Aspergillus glaucus CBS 516.65, 557 nucleotides. Its product is annotated as DNA-directed RNA polymerase core subunit RPB8. Gene Ontology annotation, molecular function: DNA-directed RNA polymerase activity. Gene Ontology annotation, cellular component: RNA polymerase III complex; RNA polymerase II, core complex; RNA polymerase I complex. The record is from RefSeq and is a predicted model, not a curated record. Gene Ontology annotation, biological process: DNA-templated transcription. NCBI's taxonomy places the organism in Eukaryota, Fungi, Ascomycota, Eurotiomycetes, Eurotiales, Aspergillaceae. The coding region runs from base 19 to 450 and encodes 143 amino acids. The transcript is spliced from 3 exons.
CAGACAAUCACCCCAGUCAUGUCUGACCCGCUCCUCUUCGAAGACACCUUCACGAUCACCGCGAUCAACUCGCAAAAAUACGACCGCGUCUCUCGCCUGACCUGCACCUCGUCCGACUCCUUCACAACCUUCACGCUCGAUGUCAACACCGAGCUGUACCCCUGCACGGUCGGAGAGUCGCUCUCCAUGGCACUAGCGUCGACACUGUCGCUCGACGGAAAGGAGGAUAGCAAAGCCUCUUGGAGAGAGGUUGGUAUGGGCGAGCAGACGCUGGCGAAUGAUUAUGAUUAUGUUUGCCAUGGGAAGGCUUACCGGUUUGAGGAGGGGAGUUCUCAGGGGAACAUGGCUGUUUUUAUCUCCUUUGGUGGACUCCUGCUUUACCUUGAGGGACCUUACAAGAAGCUUGCCCCUCUCAGAGUUGACUACGUGUACCUGCUUUUGAAGAAAUGAGAGGAUCGCUUCGUUUUAUUUUCUUAUCUCGUGAUUGAUGCAAAUACCGCUAUGCUAUCUACAGUUGAUGCAUUGUUAUCCGAACAAAAGUCGGGUGUAUUUAGUUG